Mauremys reevesii (Reeves's turtle) is the source of this 894-nucleotide messenger RNA. RefSeq names its product fish-egg lectin-like. The coding region runs from base 52 to 828 and encodes 258 amino acids. The record is from RefSeq and is a predicted model, not a curated record. Lineage: Eukaryota; Metazoa; Chordata; Testudines; Geoemydidae. The transcript has 4 exons.
CCCCAGCGCAGACACCGGGAGAGGUCCCACUGUUGAAGGGGUGCUGAGAAGAUGCUGCUCUGGGAGUUCCUGCUGUUGCUGCCCCUGCUUGCAGGGAGCUCAGUCUGCUUUUCAGCUCUGGACUGCAUUGAGAUACCGGGGGCAUUAAAGCAGAUUGAUGCCAGUAAUGGGCAGGUGUUUGGAGUGAACAACGCAGACAAUAUUUACACGCUAUACGGAGACAGCUUCGUCCAGGUGCCGGGCUCCUUAAAACACGUCACAGUUGGUCCUGCCGGAGUCUGGGGUGUGAACAGCAAGAACAACAUCUACAAGCUGGUGGGAGGAAGCUGGCAACAAGUCACAGGGCUGCUCAAGCAAAUUGACGCGGGUGGAGACAUGUUCGUCAAUGGUGUCAACAUGAAUGAUGACAUCUACUGUCUGUCUCGUCCACCAACGGUCUCUGCGAAUGGUGCCUCCGACUUGCCAUGGGUCAAUAUUGAAGGAAAGCUGAAGUACUACAGCUGUGGUGUGUGGGGUUGCUGGGGAGUUAACUCAGCUGACGAUAUCUAUUUCCGGUUUGAUGUCACCCCGGAUCCUUGUGCAGGAUCCAGGUGGGAGCAGAUUCCAGGCAAGCUGUCCAUGAUUGAGGUCGGGACCGAAGGCUCUGUCUACGGCGUGAACAGUGCAGGACAAGUAUAUCGCAGGGAUGGAAUCACUAAAAGCAACCCCGUCGGCACCACCUGGACCCAGGUGGGCAGUUUCAUCUGCAACUGCAAACAUGUGUCCUAUGACCUGGGUGUGCUGUGGCUUAUCACUAACCAGGACAAGAUUGUGAAAUGCCGGAUCUAAAUGAGACUCCCGCCAUCUCAGCCUCACCGUGAUUAACAGUGUCCAUUUAAACUCUUUCUCUCUCUC